Molecule: messenger RNA, 5739 nt
Organism: Leptopilina boulardi
Lineage: Eukaryota; Metazoa; Arthropoda; Insecta; Hymenoptera; Figitidae
Product: receptor-type guanylate cyclase Gyc76C-like
Exons: 17
Coding region: 56-4495 (1479 amino acids)
Biological process (GO): intracellular signal transduction; receptor guanylyl cyclase signaling pathway; cGMP biosynthetic process
Molecular function (GO): protein kinase activity; ATP binding; peptide receptor activity
Source: RefSeq, a predicted model, not a curated record
GUUGAAUGUUUCAGGUGAGCGGGAAGGGAGGCGCUGACCGGUGGCGGCGGCGGCCAUGCGCCCCGGCCCGCCAAUCACGAGCCGUCGCAGGCCUCCCCGUCGCCAGCAGCUACCGCCGCAUCGUCUCAAUAGAUCCAAGUCUCAAGUGCAACAGAUUAAACGGCAAUUAAUCAUAAACAAUAAAGCCUUUUUUCUGUUGUUCCUGUUGGUUUCUAAUCCGAUUCUUGCCCUGGCAGAACCGCCGCCUGCCAAUGCACUUCCAGGUCUUGAUACCAACGAUCAACAACAGCAACAAAGGAAGUGCUUCUCGUCGGACGGGGGACAACGUUAUAGCUUACCGAUGUCAGAGGUCGCACCACGUAAACAACAAAAUCUAACUAUCGGUUAUCUGACGGCCGCUAAGGGUGUCAUGAAAGAUCGAAAGGGACUUGCCAUCUCGGGUGCACUCUCUAUGGCUCUAGAUGAGAUCAAUCGUGACCCGAACAUCUUGCCAAAUGUGAGACUGGUGAUGCGAUGGAGCGACACGCGAGGAGAGACAAUCGAAGCAACAAAGGCGAUGAUCGACAUGAUCUGCGACGGAGUGGCCGCUUUUUUUGGUCCAGAAGGUUCCUGUUACGUCGAGGCCACUGUCUCUCAAUCCCGCAACAUACCAAUGAUCAGCUAUAAAUGUUCCGAUGAUAAGGCGUCAGCAAUAAACACCUUUGCACGAACUGAACCACCUGAUACUCAAGUCACAAAAUCAGUAAUAGCUCUAUUACUUCAUUAUGAUUGGAACAAAUUUACCAUCAUUGCGGAAAAAGAAUGGUCAACCGUCGCUAAAUCAUUGGAGCAACAAGCCAAAAAGCAUAAUUUCACCAUCAAUCAUCAUAAACGAGUCGAGGAUGGACAUGUUUGUUGUACAGAGAAACUUGAAUGCUGUCAAGUCAGCAGGUGGUUUCAUCUUAUACAAGAAACGAAAAACAUGACUCGAAUUUAUAUUUUUUUGGGAACCGCGUUAUCAUUAUGGGACUUUAUGACAUCGAUGCAAACUCAAAGGCUCUUGGAUAACGGAGAAUAUAUGGUAAUUUAUGUCGACAUGAAUACUUUUUCGUCGAAAGAGGCGCAAAAAUACUUAUGGAGACCCGACGACCUCAAUACAUUGAAAAAUUGUCUCGAACCCAAGGACUUCCUGAAAAAGGCACGAUCUCUUCUGGUUGUUGUUUCCACCCCACCUACUCAAAAUUACGGGGAAUUCACUAAGAAAGUCCGCGAAUAUAAUGUCAAGGAACCCUUUAAUUUUAUGACUCCACUAUUGUUCCAAACUGGAUCACAAAAAUUCGAAAAGUAUGUAUCAAUUCAUGCGGCGUAUCUUUAUGAUUCUGUUAAACUUUAUGCAAGAGCGCUUGAUCAACUUUUGCGAAAUAAUCCUGAAAGUACAUUGGAGGAAAUUGCCAGCAAUGGAACUCAAAUAAUAGAAACCAUCAUUAAAAAUCAUACAUAUCAAAGCGUAAGUGGAGCUACAAUCAAAUUGGAUAAACACGGUGAUUCGGAAGGGAACUUCUCGGUUCUUGCUCUUAAAAAAGACCCUUUUCAAGUUUUUAAUUUUUCCUGUGAUUAUCAAAUGAAACCAGUCGGUCAAUUUCAUCAGGGUGAAAAUCUAGUUUAUCGGCCCUCAGAAGCAAUGGAUUGGCCAGGUAAAAAUAAACCGGAAGCUGAACCAGGUUGCGGUUUUCGAAAUGAACAUUGUCCUCAAGAUGAUAUGCAUCUUCGUAGCAUAAUAGCUGCUGGCGUUUUAGCGGCUUUAUUAUUUUGUGCCACUGUAGUCACAAUAAGUAUAUAUCGUCGUUGGAAAAUCGAACAGGAAAUUGAGGGAUUACUUUGGAAAAUUGAUCCAAAUGAAAUACACGGUUAUCCCCAUCUGGACAAUUUGAUGUCGUCACCUAGUAAAUUAAGUUUAGUUAGUGCUAUGUCUUAUGAGUCAAGAUGUGGAAAUCAGGUAUUUGCACAAACUGGUCACUAUCAUGGAGUGGUAGUUAGAAUAAAGGAAUUGAAAUUUUCCAAGAAAAAAGACAUUUCACGAGACGUUAUGAAAGAGAUGCGCGUUCUUCGUGAAAUAAGACACGGUAAUCUCAAUUCUUUUAUUGGAGCGUGCGUCGAGCCCAUGAGGAUAUUAUUAAUUACCGAUUAUUGUGCCAAAGGAAGUCUUUACGAUAUCAUUGAAAAUGAAGAUAUAAAAUUAGACGAUAUGUUCAUUGCAUCAUUAGUUCAUGAUCUCAUUAAGGGUAUGUUGUACAUUCACGAGUCAUCCGUACUAGUCUGCCAUGGUAAUCUCAAGUCUUCCAAUUGCGUUGUGACUUCACGCUGGGUUCUUCAAGUUUCUGAUUUUGGUCUUCACGAUAUGCGCCACUGUGCCGAGUCCGAUAGCAUCGGUGAACAUCAGUAUUAUCGAAACUUGUUUUGGAAGGCGCCGGAGUUACUAAGGAGUCUUAAUGCUCCAAUCAGAGGGACCCAAGAAGGGGACAUAUACUCGUUUGCGAUUAUACUUUAUGAAAUGAUCGGUAGGAAAGGACCUUACGGUGGAGUAAAUUUAGAGCCCAAAGAAAUCAUAGACCGAGUGAAAAGGUUCCCGGACGAUGGUGAACCGCCGUUUAGACCUAAUGUUGACAUUCUCUCGGAAUCGGAGGCCGAUUGUGCCGAAUAUAUUGUUAGUACAAUUACCGAUUGUUGGACAGAAUGUCCCGAACUUCGACCUGACUUUAAAAUAAUUAGAACCAGACUGAAGAAAAUGAAAGCCGGUAGGCAUCGCAAUAUUAUGGAUCAAAUGAUGGAUAUGAUGGAAAAAUAUGCCAACAAUCUCGAGGAUCUAGUCAGUGAGCGAACGCGCCUUCUCUUCGAGGAAAAACAAAAAACGGAGGAUCUCCUUCAUCGAAUGUUACCUGAACCAGUAGCUAAUUGUCUAACAAAUGGAAUUGGAGUUGAGCCAGAAGCUUUCGAUUUGGUUACUAUAUAUUUCAGUGACAUUGUUGGUUUUACAUCGAUGUCCGCCGAAAGUACACCCUUUCAGGUGGUUAAUUUUCUCAACGAUUUAUAUACGUUAUUCGAUCGCAUCAUCAAAGGAUACGACGUUUACAAAGUCGAAACAAUUGGUGAUGCAUACAUGGUGGUUUCUGGUCUGCCGAUAAAAAAUGGAAACAGACAUGCAGGAGAGAUAGCGUCAAUGUCUUUGGAAUUACUGAAUGCAGUUAAACAUCACACUAUAAUUCAUCGUCCUCAAGAUACUUUAAAGCUUAGAAUUGGAAUUCAUACAGGACCGGUAGUCGCCGGUGUUGUGGGAUUAACAAUGCCGAGGUAUUGUCUUUUUGGCGAUACUGUUAACACUGCCUCAAGAAUGGAAUCAAAUGGAGAACCAUUAAGAAUUCACAUAAGUGCCCAGUGCAAAGAGGCGCUCGACAUUGUCGGCGGUUACACCAUCGAGGAACGUGGUUUAGUACAAAUGAAAGGAAAGGGAGAAGUUAAGACUUACUGGCUCACUGGAGCCACCGAAAAAGCUAUUCAAAAACGAGAGGUUGACGUUGGCGAUUUACCGCCACUAUUUUGUCGUCCAAGACGUAGUCCUAAAUUGAAUCCAGACUCGAGGCAAGCAUCGCUACUCGGUGGAUUAGGUGCCGGAAGUCGAAGACAAUCAAGUGUUCCAAGGCCAACGCCCGACGACACAACAUCCCAAUGCGGUGGUUCAAGUCCUUUGCCACGUCAUCUUCUUGUUCGUAAACUCGAUCGUUCACCUCUUUUCAUCACUGAGAAUUCAUCAUCGAAAACAACCCUCGACAAUGUGACAAUACGCGAGGAAGCCGAGAAUCGUGCGGCAAACAUUAAAUUAGCCCUUGACGAUUUAUUUUUAAAUACACGACCAAGUGUGAGAAAAAAUCCACGUGUCCUCUCAACAAUUGCCUCAUCAUCAUCAACAAGCGAUUAUCCAUCAUUUGUGAGAGAAUCACGAUCGCUCGAUCCAUUUCCAAUUGAUUAUAAUAAAAGAAAUCAUGACGAAGACGACAACGACGAUUCAUCAUUGUCGCCACAUUGGAGAGACACAACAAAAAAGAGUUUCCGAUCAAUGGAAAAUUGUGACAAGUGCAUAAGAACAAAUUCGAAAACACAAUUAACGGACAAAGUGUUAAAUAAUAAUUAUCCAAACGGCAAUGUGAUAAUAGUGCCUCGUGCCGAGAAUUCAACGAACGAAGCUGAAAUUCCACUUUUAAAGAAUAGCGACGAUAAUAACGGCGGCGGCGACAAUAACGGUUGUGUCGGUGAAGUUGUCCAAGUCAAACGAUGGCGAUCACUCGAUCAAAUUGUCUCAACGCCAAAUGCCGCCGAUAAAAAAUCAUCGGCGAGAAAUUCAAUCAAAAGUUGGUUAGUCAAUUUAUUCAAUGGCAAUGGAUUAAGAAACAGUGAUGUUUCACUGAGACGUGGCGUUAUUGCCGGUUAUGAUAUACAAUCCGAGAGAGAGAGCAUCGUUUGACGUCUCAUCUUUUCAAAAAAAAAAAAAAAAUGAAAGAUCAGAGACGCGGCAACUCCACAAAAAAAAGAAAUUUCUAGAAAAAAAAGUACAAUUUAUAAAUAAGUGUUUACAAAAAUUUACAUUUUUUUUUCAAAUAGAAACAAAUUAUAAUUUUUCGAUUUUUUUUUACUACGUGCCAAUUGUUAAAAAGAAAAUAUUUUUUUACAAGUUUUACAAAGUGUGAAAAUUUUUUUUUUUGUAAAAAAUUGAAAAAAAAUAAUUUUUCGCGAUCUCUGAUCCAUUUUCUGUAUAUUGUAAAUUUAAGAUGUUAGAAAAGAUUUUUUUUCAGAAAUCAGUUCAUGUUUGCCAUGUUUUAGAGCCAUUUUUUUUAUAAGCCUCCGUGCAAUUUGUUUUUUUUUUUUUUUUUUGUAUAUUGAAGAGUUACCGAUAUUUAAAAGAAAGAAAAGAUAUAUUAUAAUUAUUUUAUGAACUUACGAGCAUCUUUUUUUUGAUUGUUAGGAAAAAAAAAUUAAAAACAAAAAAUAAUGAGAGCGAGAGACAUUUUUACACAAUGCCCGACUGUCGUAACGUCAAACUCAAGAUUUUUUUUUUUUUUUUUAUAUUGUCGUGCGACUUUUCUGUCUGUUUUCUUUAUAUUAUAUUAUACAUAUAUAAAUAUAUAAAUAUAUAUUUUUUUUGUACACAUUAGGAAGAAAAUAAUUAUAAUAAAAAAAUGAAAAAAAAAACCGAGAGAAAUGUUUCUAACCAAAGUGUUUGACGAAAGCGAAAAGAGAAUCGGAUGAUUUCUUUGGAACUCGUUGGAAUAUUAGGAUUUGUUCGUGAAAGAAAGAAAGAAAGAAAGAGAGAGAAUAUGAGAGAAUAUGAGAGAGAAAAAGAGGUCGACUCAAUUUGUAUAGUUUACAUUAUAUGUACAUAAAAUAGUGCGCAUGAAAAAUAUUAUUCAUCCACGCGUCGCGUAACGCUUUUUUUCACAAGAUAUAAUGCGAAAUCGCGCGAAUUUAUACAUCAAUAUAAUAAAAUGUAUUUAUAUAUUUGUUCACUGAAGGAAAGCAAAAUAUCUGUAUGGCUGUGAAAAGUGAACUAGAUGGUACCUAAGGUGCUUAGUAAUAUAUCACGUUGUCAAAUGUAUAUAACUGAAUAAUAAUAUAUCGAUGUAAAAAAAAUACUAUGUAAAUUAAAAAUGAUUACCUUCUAUAAUGGUUAAUUAAAAUGUACCUUUUCAAAUAAAUCCAUUUUGCAUCGUU